GUUGGGGCCGGCUACCAGUUCUUUGCAGGGUGCCUGACGGUCGCGGGACGGGUGGUGACGACGGCGGCUGAACUGGAGCUCCACGGCAUCACCAACGUGACGACGGUUGCUGUGUGCGGUGAGUGCACGAAGGACGGCGACUGCUUUGCCCCGCUGACGACGGCUGUCAGCGGCUGCAAUUGCCAGUGCGCUGCUGGAGGGCAUGGCGAUGUGUGCGUCCCGGCGCCUGUGCCUGCUGGCCCUCCGCCGCCGCCACUGCCCACGCCGCCGCCCACGCCGCCACUGCCCACUUUGCCGAUUGGUGAGUGCAUCAGCGACAUGGUGUACCCCGAGGUGGCGCAGGCAGUGGGCGGCGGGCUGUCGUGGCUGUGCUACCGCAACGUGACGUUCAGCGGGGGCGGCAUGAGCCUGACGGUGCUGAUUGGCGCGAUGACGGGCGACGUGGCAAACGUCACGUUCGAUGGAUGCACGUGGAGGGACGGCGCCGUGCUGUUGCUCUUGGGCAAUGCGUACGCUGCUGUGGGGUCACUGAACAUCGUCGUCACCGGCAACACGUUUAUUGACGCGCUGCUCAGCCCGGAGGGUGUGUUCCCACCGCACACGAACAUCACCAUAAGUGGGAAUCGCUUUACGGUCACGAGGCUGAUCCCUAGGUCUGGUUUGGACCUUAGGGGACCGUCGUGUGUUGCGAUGAAUGAUCUGGUGAUUACCAACGACUCCGCGGUGGUGCUCAGCGGCAAUGUGUUUCAGACCGUGAGGGCAUUGUCAAGCGCCAUCCGCGUUCUCAGAUCUGCGCUGAGGGUGUCGUGGCACUCCGUGUUUGCGGUGGUGGGCAACGCGUUUCAUAUGUACGGCGGUAACGGUACCUUGAUAUAUCUUGAGGGGUCUAGCCAAUCCUCAUCGCUGAAUGUAAUUAACAACUCUGCCGUGGUGAUUCGAGGCAACGUUGUGACGAGUCCAGUGAGGCGCUUCAUGUCACUUUUCUCGUCAACCCAUGUAGAGUCCCAGUCAGCGGUUGUGUUUCAGGGCAACGACAUGCAGGGAAGCUCGGUUGUGUUUUUCCCAGGCUACUCCUCCAACAUCUACUACAACUCCUGGCUGCAGUUGAGCGGCAACCUCUGCCAUGAAUCCCCAUCGGAAGCUUUUGCCUACAUAUACCCCAGGUUGAAUCUCCGCGACUCCACGGUCUCUGUUUCCGGCAACCAAUUCAUGUCCAGCACGGUUACGCCGAGAGUGCUGUGGAUAAUUUCAGGGUCUGACGACCUCACAAACGGCGUGGUUGUGGUUGCGUGCAACACCGUGAACGGCGAGGAGGGGGUGAGAUACAGCAUCCCAUCCGCGUACAAUGCCACCAUUCUGACCUGCAGCGACCCAUGCACCCUUGCGGCGUCGUGCUUCCCCGCGUACACGACGACGGCGUCGAGUGAUGGCUGCGCCUGCACGUGCGCUGAGGGCGGCCACGGCGAUGCGUGCCUGCCCGUUGCUGUCCCCGAGCCACCGAGUACCGACGGCGCCGACUUGUGCGUGCGGGACGUGCGUGUGGAUGUGGAGGUGAACGUCGGUCUUGGGACGUCGGUGGCGUGCUACGUUGGUGUGACCUUUGCGGCGGACGUCGUGGUGGACGUGGAGUUGAUGUCAGGGAGCGUGCGCAACGUGACGCUGGCGAACUGCACUUUUUUGGACGGAGCGAGCCUGUACGUUGUCGGGUGGCGGUCCGACCCGCCUGCUGGCCAGUGUGCUGUUGUGUUGAUCAGCGGGCUUGAGUCGCGCUCCGGCGGCGGCGUGGUGGUGGCGAACCGAUACCCGCCGGGCUCGCGCGUCACUGUGGUGGACUCGGUGCUGAUUGCGGAGGCGCGUGUUGCGUACCGCGGCGCCUACGACCUUGGUGACGCGUCCGCGUGCCUCGUGUUACACAACGUGAAUCUGACGGGGAGCGUGCUGAACGUCGCGCGCACGCAAUUGGCGGCGGUGUUCCGCGACGCUGUUGGCGUGUUGGUGGUUGGCGGCGUGGCGCUGUCGUCGCGCGGUGCGCUGUACGUGGACGGGCUUUUUGUGCAGACGGCGCUGGGGCUGUGCGUGUCUGUGGAGGGCGGUGUUGCGGCAAUUGGCGGCUCUGUUGCGGCGUUUGUUGACAGCCACUUCCUGCUGUGCAAGCACGCGGUGUCUGUGCGUGGGGCUGUGAGCGUGUCGGGCUCCGCUGUGGUACUUGUGCGGAGCGACUUUGUGUCGACGGGGGACUACGCGGUGGCGUUUUAUUCGACGGUGAGCCUGGCCGGCGGGUCGAUGCUGCUUGCGAAGGGCAACGUGCACGACGGCGUCUCGAGGGAGAUGCUCUACGCCGCUGGUGCCGUGAACGCUGCUGGGAGCACGCUGAGCUUUGUGCGCAACCGAGCACUGUUGCCGCGGAUGCUGUCGCUGAGCCUGUCGCUUGUGGCUGGGGCGCAUUUGAGGGUGGCGUGCAACGACGCUGGUGGAAUUGUCCUGUCGACGGCGGAGGAGUACGCAGCGGCUGGUUUUGGCGACGCUGGGAGGAUUGACGUUGUUGGGUGUGACGCCUGCGACAGGGACACGCACUGCUACGCUUCCGGGACGGCGUCGGCGAGCAUGAGGAGCGGUGUGUGCGUGUGCGUGUGCGGCAGCGGCGGGUACGGCGAGGCGUGCGUGCCUGUGGGUACUCCCGUGCUGCCGCCUGCUGCGGGCACUGCGUCGAGCGUGUUUGUCCGCGAGGGCGUGACGGUGCGGUCGGUGUUCGUUGUGCCUGCCGGCGUGAGCGAGGUAACGCUGCGCCACGUUGUGCUGGACGGCGUGAGUCCUGUGCUGUACGUGCCGUGGAUGGCGCGGGACGGCGUGCGGAUCGUUGUGCAGAACGUGUCUCUGCAGAAUGGCGCCGUGCUGUACGUGAUGGGCGGUGGGGCGUUGCGCGGUGCGGGAGCGGCGGGGAGCGACGAGAGCGGUCCGGUGGAGCUGUCGGUGUGCGAUGUGGAGGCGCUGAACGGUGCGCUUGUGCUGACCGGCACGUUUCCCGCGGGGUCCGUGCUGACGGUGACCGACUCCCUGCUGGUUGCCGCGAGGUUGACGCCGCUUGUGUAUCUUCCCGGCUUGCAGUCUUCACCGCACGCACCGCUGCUGGUGCUGUCGGGCCUGCGGCUCGUGCGGUCCGUGCUGGUUGUGUCCGGCGUGGCCCUCGUGACCGUGAUGACUGGUGGGCGGACGGUGGUGGUGGACGGCGCCGUGCUGGAGCUUGUCGGUGGCGGUGUCGCGCUGGACGCGGAUGUGUUCGGUGGCGACUAUGCGUUGUACGCGAGUGCGCGCGUGGUUGCGUCGGGGGGCGCUGUGCUGCGCGUGUCGGGGAGCCAGGUGUACGCCGCGCAUGGAUUGGUGUUUGACGGCGGGGUGGUGGCCAACGCGUCCGCCGUCGUAGUGAACGACAACGCCGGUGCGCUGACCGGUGGCGCGCUGCUGGUGCUGCGGGGGUCGGCGUUGUUUGUGUCCGGGUCGUGGCUGUCGGUGCGCGGCAACAGCAUCAGCGGCAGGCUCCUGUCGCUGCCGUCGUACCCGCGCAGUGCGGAAUUUGUGCAGAGCACGCUGACGCUCCACGGGAACGCUGGCAGCGGGGCCGUCGUGAUGGACGGCACCGUUGCGCUUGGGGGCGCCAGUCGAAGGUUCGUCGUGGGGUGCCUGGCGCUCAACGGGCAGGCGCUGGAGCCGAUGGACUACAGGUCUGCCGGCAUUAUCGGGGAAUUCCGUCCUGUGGCGUGUGGCAUGUGCGACGCCGACGUGCACUGCUUUGCAGCAGCGACGAGGGCGAUGUCGGGGUCGUGCCGCUGCCGCUGUGCUGAGGGCGGGUACGGGCGCGACUGCCUGCCGGUGUACCUGCCGCACGUGGACGGGUGCAACCGCACUCCCGGCAUGCCGCUGCUGAGCCACACGGCAACGCUGACGGAGACGCACAGCCUGACGCCAACGUGGACGCCGAGCCUGAGCACGGCGCACUACAGUCCGACGCAGCACGGGCCGACGGAGACACUGCAGGUGACGC
Trypanosoma cruzi is the source of this 4039-nucleotide messenger RNA. RefSeq names its product dispersed gene family protein 1 (DGF-1), putative. The transcript has a single exon. The annotation marks the transcript as partial. Lineage: Eukaryota; Euglenozoa; Kinetoplastea; Trypanosomatida; Trypanosomatidae. The record is from RefSeq and is a predicted model, not a curated record.